Messenger RNA from Tinamus guttatus (white-throated tinamou), 1014 nucleotides. Lineage: Eukaryota; Metazoa; Chordata; Aves; Tinamiformes; Tinamidae. The record is from RefSeq and is a predicted model, not a curated record.
CCAGGAGCAGGAGCCAUGGCAGAGGAUGGGGAGCUCAACCGCGUCAUCAAGGAUUUGCAGAAGACCAUCACUGAGCUGAACCGGAGCUACCGAGAGCAGAACCUGCCGGUGACGGACGGGAGCCGGGAGCUGCACAGCCUCUGCGCCCAGCUGGAAUUCCUCCUCCAGUUCGACCUCAAGGAGAAGAGGAACUUCUUUGGGCAACGGAAAGACUAUUGGGACUUCCUGUGCCAGGGCCUGGCACGGCGCCGGCAGGAGCACGAGGGGGUUCGCUUUGUCACCUCGCUGGACAAGCUCAAGACCCCGGUGGGCCGGGCCCGGGCCUUCCUGCGCUACUGCCUGGUGCACCGGCAGCUGGCCGAGUCCCCGCAGCUCUGCCUGCUCGACCCGCAGAGCCUCAGUGAGUGGUACUACGCCCGCAGCCCCUUCCUGAGCCCGCAGCGUCGGGCCGAGAUCCUGGGCAGCCUCUACGAGCUGGACGGCGUCACCUUCCACCUGGCGCUGCGCCGGGCGGACCUGGACACCCACCUGGCCUCCCUGGCCGCUGCGGCACAGGAGGAGGCUCAGCAGAGCCGGCAGCAGCUCCGGGCCCAGCGGCAGGAGGGGGAGCGACUGCAGGAGCAGCUGGGCAGAGCACGGCAGGAUGGAGAGCGCUGGGCAUCGGCCCUGCAGCGGGCACAGCGCGAGGCCCUGGAGCGGGAGGCCACGCGUGGCGAAGAGCAGGCCCGGCAGCAGGAGCUCAUCCGCGACAUGAAGGGGCGGCUGCUGGAGCUGCUGCGGGAGAAGGAUGCACUGUGGCAGAAGACGGAGGGCAUAGACCCACAGAUGCCCAGCGUGGCACCGCACAACAUGGGGCUGUGUGCCCGCUGCCGCAAGGAUUUCCGCCUCCUCUCGCGACGAUACAGCUGCAGGUUGUGCCAGGGCAAGGUGUGCCACGCGUGCUCUGUGGACGUGGGCAAGCAGGGCCGUUGCUGCCUGCUUUGCUACCAGCAAAGGCAACAGCAGGCCACGUGA